Thecamonas trahens ATCC 50062 is the source of this 785-nucleotide messenger RNA. RefSeq lists its product as uncharacterized. NCBI's taxonomy places the organism in Eukaryota, Apusomonadida, Apusomonadidae. The record is from RefSeq and is a predicted model, not a curated record. The coding region runs from base 1 to 588 and encodes 195 amino acids. The transcript has a single exon.
AUGCUGGGCAAGCGCGGCAUUGUGAUGGCUGCCGACACGCGGAGGCUGACGUACGCGGUGUGUGCUUUCUGCUCCAAGGCCCACUCGGGCUUCCAUCCCACCCACCAUGCCCUCUACUGCAAGACGUGCAAGCGCGACUUGGCCCAGACCGAUUCGGUGGCCGUCUUCAAGCUCUCGCUGCGUGUGGCGACCAGCGGCAGAUCCGACGUGCUGGACUCGAUUCUGCUGUUUGACAACGAUGUGGCCACACUUCUCGGCUGCUCCGCGAGCGUGUGGGAGGCUGCUGUGGCUGAUGUGCCCGAGAUCGUGACAGCGCUGGAGCGCGAGCUCAUCGGCGCUCACAUCCUCUACUCGCCCAAGCCGAGCACCCGCAAGCAGUCGCAUCCCGAUUUGCUGCCGGACACGCUGGUCUCGUCCUUUACGGUGCUCUCGCCUGCCGAUCGCGUCGGACACUACUUUGAAAGAGUGCUCGGUGGGGUCGACGAGGCGAGUGAGAGCCAAGCUGUGACCGAUGUGGCGGGACGGGGCGGACGGUACCGGAGAAUGGGCUUUGUGUAUGCUGAUGCAGACGCUGAUGAUGGCGGGUGACAGCGGGCCGGUGUGCGACGGCUUUUCACCCAAACAGAUCCCGACGCGACGGAGGCCGCGGAGUGGUGCGCCGGGCGCCAGUGACGAGGGCACGGCGUUUGGCGUGGACGUCGCCAUCGCCGUCGCCGUCGAGGGUGCCAGCCCGGCGCUUGACACAGUAGACGAUGACCAUGGGGAUAAAGACGGCGAGGAGCGAG